GCUUCGAUUCCGCCCUUCCCAUCCCGCAGACCCCCGCCCCCGUCUCCCCCCUAGCUCUGUAGCUCCCUGCGCACCCCCACUCCCCGGCCUCGGAGAAAGGAAAGCCGCCCUGGCACCGGCUCCUCCUCCUCCCCCUGCUCCGCCUUCCCGUCCCGGUCUGGAGCAGAGAUGGGUGUCUUCGGUGGAACACCUCCUCCAACCUGCCCCUCGUCUCGGCACUGCGCAGAAUGGGCCCGAACCUACCUGAAGUACUGCUUGUGCAGCCAGAAGGACAGUGCUGCCCUGGCACUUGGGCUGAUCAGUGUCAUAAGCUGGGGCGUCGCCGAGGUGCCGCAGAUAAUAACAAAUUACAGACAGAAGUCAACAGAAGGGCUCUCUAUCGCUUUUCUAAUGACCUGGAUAGUUGGGGAUUUGUUUAACCUUGUUGGCUGCUUCCUCGAACCUGCUACUCUGCCGACCCAGUUUUACAUGGCAUUGCUGUAUACAAUAACUACUGUGGUCCUAACUGGACAGACGAUAUACUAUAGCCACAUCUACCACCAUCUUGAAGCGAAGAAAUCCAGGGCAACCAGCAAGCCUCAGAAGCAUCAGCGAGGGGAUACUUCAUUACGUGAGAAGCUUUUGGGUGCCAAGGAUGGUGGGGCAUCCAGAAACAACCACCAGUCAGAUGCUACAAUUUCUAUUCUAAGCUCACCUAUUCCUGUUAAUACGAAAUUUGCCGAGCAAUACCAUACUCCAAGCAGCCCCACCUCAGACUACUACUAUAUGUCAGCUAGAUCUUUAUCAAGGAGUCCAGUGCCAACUGCUGGUACAUGGUUGGGCAAUAGUCGUCAGUCAUCAAGGACGCCUCCACAAACGAAUGGCCAUAGGGAACCUUUAAUUGGUGAGAUCACUACAGCACAAUCUGCAUCACCUACUAGAACGAAAAAUGCCCUCUCAGUGGUACCAUGGCUGGGUCUUCUGUUCAGCAUGUGUCUCUUGCACAUUUUAGUUGGAAACACACGUAGGGAAGUGCCAAGUGGAACUGUCAUACCAGUGGGAAGAAGGCUUUUACUGUUUAAGGAUGAUCAAGGAUAUUCAUCUCUCAGCCAUGGCAGUGGAAGUGAAAUUGGAAGCUUUCUUGGUUGGGCAAUGGCAAUAAUCUAUAUGGGUGGACGACUGCCCCAGAUUUUCUUAAAUAUGCAAAGAGGCCAUGCUGAGGGGCUCAAUCCAUUAAUGUUUACCUUCGCUUUAUUGGGGAAUUCGACAUACGUAGGAAGUAUACUUGUAAAUAGCCUGGAAUGGUCAAAACUUAGACCAAAUCUGCCUUGGCUUGUAGAUGCUGGAGGAUGUGUUUUACUGGAUUCUUUUAUUGUUCUUCAGUUCCUUUAUUUUCAUUACCAGAAGCAAAAUGAGCAUUCAGAUGAGCACGACAAUGCAGAUAAAGCUUAGUUGACAGCAAGCGAGGAAUCCCUUUCCUUCUUCAGGGCAAAAGUUUCAGGCAUGAAGGUACGCCCCAUACUUCAGCAGCCCCGCAUUUCUGAGAUGCGCUAGCGUUAAUUUGUUCCUCGGAAGAGCUCGCUGCAUUUUCUGGGGCAUUGUUUCAGAAGUUUGGUGCCUGCAGGGCGACUCGGAGCGAGCAUCAUGUGAAGACGUUUCAGGCAGUUUUUUCUGUUCUGUAGUAUGUCAGAAUGUCUUGUUGUACAUCCAAUGUCAACUGGCUUUCUUUCAUUUUCUGUUCUUUUCGUAGCUUCUUUUCCCUUAAACAGACUGUAUAUUCGAGAUGGCAUCAUCGGACAACAAUGUGUUGGUUCUUACUACGAUUUUUUUUUAUCACACUGCUUAGCUCCUCUCGAGUGUGGCCAAAUUUAUAGUAAAUAGUAUUAGUGCUUAUGUC
Messenger RNA from Panicum virgatum (switchgrass), 1876 nucleotides. RefSeq lists its product as uncharacterized. The record is from RefSeq and is a predicted model, not a curated record. NCBI's taxonomy places the organism in Eukaryota, Viridiplantae, Streptophyta, Magnoliopsida, Poales, Poaceae. The coding region runs from base 169 to 1431 and encodes 420 amino acids. The transcript has 14 exons.